AUGAUGAAGGGACAUGGGAACUACAUGCCACCGGCCGGAGGAAAUCCGGGGGUGGCUGUAGUGGGACCACAAUUUAUGGUACCAUACCCGAUUGAUCUAACAAUCCAACGUAAGAUGCUGACAUUGUCAGAAGGCAAUUUUAAUGUAACUGAUUCUAAUGGUACCCUCAUGUUCAGCAUCAAGGGUAGAUUAUUGAGCCUUCGUGAUCGUCGUGUCUUGCUUGAUGUCUAUGGUAAUCCCGUUGUUUCUCUCCAGCAAAAGGUUUUAAGUCUGCACCGGAGAUGGGAAGUUUAUAGAGGGGAUAGCACAGACUCGAAAGACAUACUCUUCACUGUAAAGAAGUCACACAUCCUUCAACUUAAAACUGAAUUGGAAGUCUUCUUGCCAUCUAACACCUCUGAACGCCACUAUGAUUUCAAGCUCAAAGGCAGCUGGUUUGAGAAAGCAUGUACCAUUUAUGCCGGGAAUCAUUCAAAUGUCAUAGCCCAGAUGCGCAAGGUGCAUAGUAUUACCAACGUCGUGUUUGGAAAGGACAAAUUUCUCGUGACAGUGUACCCACAUGUUGAUUAUGCCUUCAUCGUUACCCUCAUAGUGAUUUUGGAAGAAAUUAAUGAAGAUCGCAAAGACGAAGACUAGAUCAGGGCUGGCAACUAAGUUAGUAUGUUUAAGUAUUCAUACACUAGUGUGGCUAUCCUUCCCUGUUGUUUGCAGCUUGUCUGUCAAAAUUUUGUUGCUUAAGAAGUUAAUAUGGAAUAAAUGUCUGAAUGGUUUUGUUUUGCAA
Molecule: messenger RNA, 781 nt
Organism: Daucus carota subsp. sativus
Lineage: Eukaryota; Viridiplantae; Streptophyta; Magnoliopsida; Apiales; Apiaceae
Product: protein LURP-one-related 10
Exons: 3
Coding region: 1-636 (211 amino acids)
Source: RefSeq, a predicted model, not a curated record